Molecule: messenger RNA, 1929 nt
Organism: Solanum verrucosum
Lineage: Eukaryota; Viridiplantae; Streptophyta; Magnoliopsida; Solanales; Solanaceae
Exons: 9
Coding region: 1-1929 (642 amino acids)
Biological process (GO): protein import into nucleus
Cellular component (GO): cytoplasm; nucleus
Molecular function (GO): nuclear import signal receptor activity
Source: RefSeq, a predicted model, not a curated record
AUGGUGACUACACCCAAAUCAGCAAAGAAACUCCCGUUUAUCGACCUCUAUAGUGACGAUGAUAAGCUUCGUAAAUCAGCAAAAACUCUCUUCAAUUAUUCCAAAAAAUACUUCCCAAAUUCUUUAAUUGAGGAACUUUUCCAAGCAAUUGAAUGUAGCCCACCAGGAUCGCGUACAGGUAUUCUCUAUUACGAUGUUUUAAGCGAUGUUUUACCAUCCCUUUGGACCAAACUUUCGUUAAGUAAGCGAAAUGACUUGAAGAUCCGUUUACAUGAAAAGGUUUGGCUUGAAACAGAUUAUGAAACACUCAAGGCUUGUUCAUCUUGUGUAUCGAGUUUAGCGGGUUUACUUUUCCCUAAAAAUGAAUGGGUUUUAUUGUUUCACUUAAUGUUUGAGUAUUUGGGUACGAAUUCAUCGAACGGAAAAUUGUGUGUUAUGCUUUUAUGGAAUGAAUUGAUACCAAAAUGUCCUGAGGUUUUUGUACCUUAUGUUGAUUUUUUGAUUGAGGGGUUUACAGACCUUAUGCCUACUGUAUUGGAAGAUCAUCGAUCUAGGGUUGCUGCUGCUAGGGCUUCUGUGAAAUUGAUUUUCCUUCUUGAGGAUUUGAUUGUUUUGGUUGGGGUAGAGACCGCGGUUUUUAAAGUUAAUAUCGGUGUUGUGGUUAAGUAUAUGGUGAGGAUAGCUGAGAAUUCGAAGUUAGGGGAAAAGUUAAGGCAGCUAUCUAUAGAGUUUAUUGUUACUUUGGCUGAGGAUAGGGAAAUUGGGUGUGGGAUGAUGCAGAUGGUACCAAAAGAAGAAGUUACUAAAUUGCUUAGUGUGUUGAUUGUGAUGUUGGUGCAUAUUAAAGAAGACCCUUGUUGGGGAAAUGCAACUAGUGAUGAUGAAAAUGAAGGGCAGUUGAGUAUGUGUAGUUAUGCUAUGGAGAGUUUAGAUAGGCUAGCAAUUGCAUUAGGGGGAAGUGUAAUUGUGCCUUGUUGCGCUGUGGGCUUGUUCGACCUCUUGCAUGAUCAAAAUUGGAGAAUUCGUCAUGCUGCCGUUACUGCAAUUGGACUGAUUUCAGAAGGAUGCUCAAAGGCAUUGUUACUGGAAAUGGAGAAACUUGUGCAGACUAUUGUGAAACUAAUCCAUGAUGAGCACCCUCGAGUAUGUUGGGCGACAAUUCGUACAAUUGGUCAGCUAUCAACAUAUCUGAGCCCUCGUUUUCAAGAGCAAUAUCAUCAGCAGCUCCUUCGAGCUUUGAUAGAAGUAUUGGAUGAUGUUGAUAAUCCCAGGUUGCAGACACGUGCAGCUUCAGCGAUACAGUUGUUCAGUCAAAAUUGCAGUGCAGAUGUCUUGAAACCUUACCUGCACAAUAUAGUGCGUAAAUUAGUUGGGUUUCUACAGAGAGGAACGGCAAUGAUGAAGGAAGCAUCUCUUGCAACUUUAGCCUCUUUAGCUAUUUCAUCACAGGAGGACUCUGCAUACUUAUACGAUUCUCUAAUGCCUUAUCUGAAAGUUAUCUUGGAAACUGCUACUAAUGAUACAAGUCGCACGCUACUGGCCAAAUCCAUGGAAUGCAUUACCAUGGCUGCAAUGGCUGUUGGAAAUCUAGCAAUCAAUGAUUAUGUUGAAAAGGUCACUGCAAUACUCAUUUCACUGCACGAAACUCAAACGGUGAUAGAAGAUCCAAUGAGGAGACUUUUGUUACUAGAAUGCGGUAGACUAUGUAAAUUUUUGGGGGCAGAUUUCCUUUCUUAUCUGAGUCUUGUCAUGCCCGUUGCGCUAAAAUCUGCUUUGCUGAAGAACUAUUUGAGUGUUUCCGAUAAUUCAGAUACAGAUGAUUCUGAUUAUGAAAGAGACAACAUCUCCGAGUCAAAGGAAAACAUCUGGUCUUUCCGGGCACUUAAGGUUUCACAGAUGUUUUAUGAGGUUAUUAGUCACUGCACUUAA